AUNAUUGGAAACUUUAGCACAUAUUUUAAAAAAUAAUGCCCAGGGUUGGUUUGACGAAUGCUUGCAGCAUUCAUUAAUGAAAGAGUUGCUCAGUUCUGGGCUAGUACCAUUAUUACGUUGGUCAUUAGAUGAUAACUCAGAAUCUCUGCUUGCUGCUGCUAUUCAUGCAAUUCGUAAUUUAAUUUAUAAUGAUUAUGAUGAGAUUUGUUUAGACUUAACUUUUGCUUGGAAAGGUGGUCACAUAAAUCCAUUUUUAAUACCCAUGAAGCAAGAAAAUUUAACAGAAAAUAAAUUAGAAGAAAUGGCUGAUAUUGAAAUUCUUAAAUUUGAUGUUAUUAAAGGAUUACUUCGUAUGGAUCUACUUCCUAGAUUACGAUAUAUUUUGGAAAUUUGUCAUCCACCAGCCUCUGUUAUUGGGCAUAUUUUUGAUAUUUUAAUUCAUAUUGGACGUCAUUCAUUAGAGUCAUCUGUAAGAAUUUUUGAAUGCCCAAGACUGCUAAAUUUAAUAACGACAGAAUUUUUACCAACAAAUUGGAAAUUUGCAGAAAUUGUUCAAGGUCAACAAUGUAAUGUUUAUGGAUUUCCUUCAAGAUCUGCUGUUAAAUUAAUAAGAAUUUUGUCAUUAUCUGGAUAUAAUAUUGCUUCCCGUUUGAUUGCAGAUUUUGGAAUUAUUAAUUCAUUGUGCUGUUAUAUAACAAUGGAUCCUAGUGAUGAUAAACUUUCUCAGUCAGAGGCAUUUGCACUUGUUAAUGAAGCAAUGAGAACACUUAAAGUAUUAUUAACUUAUAAUUUAGCAGUUCAAGAAUAUAUUGAUAUUUUCCCAGUUUUUAUUCAGAAACUUCAUUAUUGCCAUUCACUGGAUGUCACUGUUCAAAAAAAUUUUAAUGAUUUUGAGUUUGCUUCUAUAUUGUUUCUGAUAUUUGAAAUAACUGUGAAUAUUAUUAGUGAAAGAAAUUUAAAUGAGUAUUAUCCUCUUAAUUGGAAUUCUGUCACAGAAUUAUAUAAAUUUACUGAAACAUAUUGUAAGAAAUGGUUAUGGCAAUUAACAUCUGGUGAAGAAUGUUCAAAUAUGUUGGCUUCAGUUAUGAUUGGAAGCAGUUUAAAUUUUAUCUCAAAUUACUACAGACAAAUUAUAAAAUCUACUUUAAAUGCUGUAGAUAUUUUACAAACGAUUGAAAUCUUUGUUGAGCAACAUAUUGUCCCAUUUAUCAAAUCUAGAAAUUUUAAAAAAUGUGUUAAAGAUUUAAGCAAAUAUUCAAUUAUUCUCUGUGAUAAAAGCUCAGGAAGUAAGAGAGAUGAAUUAGAAUUACCAUCAUUAGGUGGAGUAAUGUGGGGAGCUGAAAUAGUGCCACUUUUAAAAGAAGGGACACCAUUUCCAUUAUUAAUUUCAGUAGUUAAUGUACUAUAUGUGAUAAGGAGUGUUUAUCCAGAUUGUUUAAAAAAACUUCUAAGUGGUACAAGUUUUAAUAAAUGA
Messenger RNA from Centruroides sculpturatus (bark scorpion), 1474 nucleotides. RefSeq names its product RNA polymerase II-associated protein 1-like. Gene Ontology annotation, cellular component: nucleus. The coding region runs from base 77 to 1474 and encodes 465 amino acids. NCBI's taxonomy places the organism in Eukaryota, Metazoa, Arthropoda, Arachnida, Scorpiones, Buthidae. Gene Ontology annotation, biological process: transcription by RNA polymerase II. The record is from RefSeq and is a predicted model, not a curated record. The transcript has 14 exons.